UUUUUGUUGCUCCUCCUCUCUUUUGUCUCUCUGGUUGGGCCUUUUUCUUGCCCUCCUUUAUUACUUCCUUCACAUCAAGCUGAGAGAGAGAGAGAGAGAGAGAGAGAGAGAGAGAGAGCGAGCGAGCAGGUUAGGGUGUCGGUCGGCGGUACGACAUGGCGACGCCACCGAGCAGCCGACUUCAGUCCAUGUUGCAGUCCGCCGUGCAAUCCGUGAAGUGGACCUACAGCCUCUUCUGGCAAAUCUGCCCCCAGCAAGGGAUAUUGAUAUGGGGAGAUGGGUACUACAAUGGGCCAAUCAAGACCCGAAAAACCGUCCAGCCGAUGGAGGUCAGCGCGGAGGAAGCCUCCCUCCAGCGGAGCCAGCAGCUCCGGGAGCUCUACGAGUCCCUCUCCGCCGGUGAGACGAACCAGCCGGCACGCCGCCCAUGUGCGGCCCUCUCGCCAGAGGACUUGACCGAGACAGAAUGGUUCUACUUGAUGUGCGUCUCCUUCUCAUUUCCUCCCGGGACUGGCUUACCUGGAAAAGCAUAUUCGAGAAGGCAGCACGCGUGGCUCACAGGAGCCAACGAGGUCGAUAGCAAGACAUUUUCAAGGGCUAUUCUUGCAAAGAGUGCUCGUAUUCAGACCGUGGUAUGCAUUCCUCUUCUUGACGGCGUCGUGGAAUUUGGCACCACGGAAAGGGUUCAAGAGGACAUUUCCCUCGUCAAUCAUGUCAAAACCUUCUUCAUUGACCACCACCCGCCUCACCCACCGAAGCCCGCCCUCUCCGAGCACUCGACCUCCAACCCCGCCACCUCGUCCGGGCACCACCGCUUCCACUCCCCACCCGUCCCCACCAUCUACGCCCCGGCCGAUCCACCCGCUGCUGCCCACCAAGGGGACGAGGAGGAAGAGGAGGAGGAGGAGGAGGAAGAAGAUGAGGAGGGAGAGUCCGACUCCGAGGCCGAGACGGGCCGCCAGGUUGGGGGCGCGGGGGCAGCGGCGGCGGUGGCGGAGCAGAACCGCCACGCCGCGGGGCCCGCGAACAACGCCGAGCCCAGCGAGUUCGAGAUGUCUGAGGACAUCCGGCUCGGCUCGCCGGACGACGGGUCGAACAACCUGGACUCGGACUUCCCCAUGCUGACCAUAAACUCGACGGCGGCAGACCACCAGCGUCAGGCCGACUCAUUCCGGGCCGAGUCAACCCGAAGGUGGCAAAUGAUGCAGGAUCCGGUGAGGAGCGGUCUUCAAACCCCGCCGUCAGUUCCUCCGGCGCUGGACGAGCUGUCGCAAGAGGACACCCACUACUCCCAGACCGUCUCGACCAUCCUCCAGAACCAGCCGCGGUGGGCCGAGUCCUCCUCCGCCAGCUACGUCUCCUACUCCACCCAGUCGACCUUCUCCAAGUGGACGACCCGGUCCGACCACCUCCACCACGUCCCCGCCGAGGGCACCUCCCAGUGGCUCCUCAAGUACAUCCUGUUCACCAUACCGUUCCUGCACAACAAGUACCGCGACGAGAACUCGCCCAAGUCCCGGGACGGCGACUCCAGCUCGCGGCUCCGCAAAGGGAACCCGCAAGACGAGCUCAGCGCCAACCAUGUGCUGGCGGAGCGCCGCCGCCGCGAGAAGCUCAAUGAGAGGUUUAUUAUUCUGCGGUCGCUCGUGCCGUUUGUGACCAAAAUGGAUAAGGCGUCGAUAUUAGGGGACACUAUAGAAUAUGUAAAGCAACUUAGGAAGAAGAUUCAAGAUCUCGAGGCAAGGAAUCGACAAAUGGAGGCCGAGCAGAGGACGAAACAAGGAGAGUUGCAGAGGACAACUAGUUUGAAGGAUCUAAGAAGCGCGCUCACAACAGCAGAACGGACCAGAGCAAACCUGCCUGGGGACAAGAGGAAAAUGAGGAUCGUCGAAGGUGGCGGCGGGGCCAAGCCCAAGGCUGUGCAGUCACCGCCACCUCCUCCCCCGCCCCUGCCAUCCGAGACUAGUGUGCAAGUGUCCAUCAUCGAGAGUGAUGCGUUAUUGGAGCUCCAAUGCCCGCACAGAGAAGGGUUGCUGCUCGACCUAAUGCAAAUGCUCCGAGAGUUGAGGAUCGAGACGACAGCGGUCCAAUCCUCGUUGACGAACGGGUUCUUUGUGGCCGAAUUGAGAGCAAAGGUAAAGGAAAAUGUCAAUGGGAAGAAGGCGAGUAUUGUUGAGGUAAAGAGAGCAAUUCAACAGCUCAUUCCCCACACAGAUUCCUAAUUCCAUCAGAUGUCAUGUGUCAGGCAAAAAUCCACCAAGAACUGACCCUUUCGGAUGAUUCUGUGUAGGCAUGUACAACAUAAGCACGUUCUGACAGAUCAAGUAGUGUUCGAGAACUGUAAUCUAACACAGUAUAUGACGCAGCACGCAUAAAAUUUUCACCAAAACAUGCGGGAUCAAAUAACAAGAGCUUUUCUUCAUUUA
This is a messenger RNA of Rhodamnia argentea, 2426 nucleotides long. Its product is annotated as transcription factor BHLH42. Bases 156 to 2222 code for a protein of 688 amino acids. NCBI's taxonomy places the organism in Eukaryota, Viridiplantae, Streptophyta, Magnoliopsida, Myrtales, Myrtaceae. Gene Ontology annotation, molecular function: protein dimerization activity. The transcript has 8 exons. The record is from RefSeq and is a predicted model, not a curated record.